AUGGGCGGCUUCGCGGACAAACUUCGUGGUCAAAACAUCGUGGUGGUUGGAGGAAGUUCGGGCAUCGGAUUUGGUGCUGCUGAGGCGCUUCUCGAUGUAGGUGCUAAGGUCACCAUUGUUUCUUCCUCGCAAGAAAAGAUCGAUGCAGCAGUGAAGCGCCUGGCAAGCCCAGAUGUCAAAGGCGUGGUUGCCGAUGUGCGCGAUGAAGCAGCCUUCAUUCAAGCAUUGCGGUCGUUGGCUCCGGUUGACCAUAUAGUCUUCUCUGCGGUUGAUAAUAUCAUCCGCGGCGAACUGGCCGAUCUCGAUCUCGAUGGCGCCAAACACCUCUUCGGUGUGAAGUUCUGGGGGGCUGUCAUUGUCGGCAAAGCUGUCUCAAAGCACGACAUCAUACGCAAGGGCGGCUCGCUCACGCUCACAUCAGGAACAGCAGGCAUCAGGCCGGGGAAAGGGGCUGCUGUAGGAGGAGCACUCAACGGAGGCGUGCUUUCUCUCACCAAGGGUCUUGCCGCGGAUCUGUCCGAGAAGAAGAUCAGGGUCAACACGGUGGUUCCAGGUUUGGUGAAAACUGAAUUGUGGGAUAAGCAAGGUAAAACGCCCGAGCAGCAGAAAGAAAUCUUCGAGAAGGGCAGCCAGCAACUGCCGGUGGGAUUUGUCGCCACAGGACGGGAUAUUGCUGAAGCGUACUUGUACGCCAUCCGGGCAGAUUAUGCCACUGGCACCCUGAUUGAGAUUGAUGGCGGUCGUCUGCUAUAA
Molecule: messenger RNA, 753 nt
Organism: Capronia epimyces CBS 606.96
Lineage: Eukaryota; Fungi; Ascomycota; Eurotiomycetes; Chaetothyriales; Herpotrichiellaceae
Exons: 4
Coding region: 1-753 (250 amino acids)
Molecular function (GO): oxidoreductase activity
Source: RefSeq, a predicted model, not a curated record